This is a messenger RNA of Gasterosteus aculeatus aculeatus (three-spined stickleback), 5550 nucleotides long. RefSeq names its product mitogen-activated protein kinase 8 interacting protein 3 (gene mapk8ip3). Gene Ontology annotation, cellular component: cytoplasm. Gene Ontology annotation, biological process: vesicle-mediated transport. Gene Ontology annotation, molecular function: kinesin binding; JUN kinase binding; signaling receptor complex adaptor activity. Lineage: Eukaryota; Metazoa; Chordata; Actinopteri; Perciformes; Gasterosteidae. The record is from RefSeq and is a predicted model, not a curated record.
GGGGGUAGGCUCGUUCCAUCAAGAUAUUAGAGGCAGUGAUUUCAAGGUUAACCACGGCAACAGUUACCGUUCAGUGAAUCUGUUGCCACGGCAACAUGGCAUAGGCUAAUUCAUUUCUUUAUUCGAUCAAAGACCCCUCGUUGGAUGCGCUGAGCGGAACCCAGAGACGGUCUCGCCUCGACGGGCCUGAAAAAAAGAAAAACACAAACAGCUUAGCUCAGCCUCCUCAUCUGGAAAAGAGAAGCCGGCUCCAGCUGCCAAGAUGAUGGAGCUGCAGAUAGACGAGGUGGUCUACCAGGACGACUACGGCUCCGGCUCCGUCAUGUCCGAGCGGGUGUCCGGCUUGGCCAACAGCAUCUACCGGGAGUUCGAGCGGCUGAUCCGCAGCUACGACGAGGAGGUGGUGAAGGAGCUCAUGCCGCUGGUGGUCAACGUGCUGGAGAACCUGGACGGGGUGCUGACCGAGAACCAGGAGCACGAAGUGGAGCUGGAGCUGCUGAAGGAGGACAACGAGCAGCUCAUCACGCAGUACGAGCGCGAGAAGGCGCUGAGGAAGCAGGCGGAGGAGAAAUUCAUUGAAUUCGAGGAUGCGUUGGAAGCUGAGAAGAAGGACUUGCAGGUCCAGGUGGAGUUUCUGGAGCUGCAGGGGAAACAGCAGGAGCUCAAGACCAAGAACUACUCGGACCAGAUCACCCGGUUGGAGGAGCGAGAGUCGGACAUGAAGAAAGAGUACAACGCUCUGCACCAGCGCCACACCGAGAUGAUCCAGACGUACGUCGAACACAUAGAGCGGUCCAAAAUGCAGCAAGCAGGGAGCAACAGCCAAUCAGAAACCCCCGGCUGUGGACGAACUCAACGCCACACAUGGAGGAAAAGCAGCAAAGCGGAUCGCCCUCCUUCAUUGAGCCUGUACCCCAGCGGCGAGGGCAUGGUACGUGGGGGUCUCGGGGGGGCUAAGAUGAUGCCCGGGAAAGACAUCUGGCAGGUCAGCGAGCUCGGACGGUCUACCUUCUGCUCAGCCCAUCAGGAGGACGGAUCAGAGUCCGACUCUGUGGCGGCGACACCCAGCAGCACGGGAAGCAAGUCCAACACGCCCACCUCCUCCGUCCCCUCCGCCACUGUCACCCCCAUCAACGAGGGCUUCCUGCCGCAAUCCGAGUUCGACGCGAUGCGCGCCGGGAACCGCAGGAAAAGUGCCAAGAGGCUCAGCCGGAAUAUGGAGGUGCAGGUUUCCCAGGAAACCAGGAACGUCAGCAUCGGUAUGGGAAGCAGCGACGAGUGGUCAGAGUUUCAGGAGAUCAUUGAUUCCACACCUGAGCUGGACAUGUGCGUGGACCCCCGACUGUACGGAGGAGGCAACAGCCCCUCACAGGGCAUAGUGAACGAGGCCUUCGGCAUCAACACCGACUCUCUCUACCACGAGAUCAAAGACGCCAAGUCGGACAUCAUUGGAGAUGUAGACGCAGGCGCCGAGCUGCUGGGGGAGUUCUCAGUUCGUGAUGAUUUCUUCGGGAUGGGCAAGGAGGUGGAGAACCUGCUGACGGAGAACAAACAGCUCCUGGAGACCAAAAAUGCUCUCAACAUUGUGAAAAAUGACCUUAUUGCCAAAGUGGACGAGCUGUCGGGGGAUCAGGAGGUGCUGAGGGAGGAGGUGGAGGCCCUCAGGCAAUCCAAGAACAAGGUGGACGCCAGAGUCAAGGAGCUGGAGGAAGAACUCAAGAGGCUGAGAGCAGAGGCUCUCGGGAUGUCCCGGGACUCCAAGGACGAAGGAGGUGAUGAUUUUUCGUCCCCCAUGCAGGACGGCGACAUGACGAUGACGCAGCGGCGGCGGUUCACCCGGGUGGAGAUGGCCCGCGUGCUGAUGGAGAGGAAUCAGUACAAAGAGAGGCUGAUGGAGCUGCAGGAGGCCGUGCGGUGGACAGAGAUGAUCAGGGCGUCCAGGGAGAAUCCUCAAAUCUCAGAGAAAAAGAAGUCCACCAUCUGGCAAUUCUUUGCGCGUCUCUUCAGCACGUCGUCCAGCCCGCCGCCCGUGAAGCGGCCGUACUACAGCGUCAACAUCCACUACAAGUCGCCCUCCCCCGCCGGCUUCUCCCAGCGACGCAGCCACACCAUGUGUCAGAUCUCCACCUCCAACCGCACGCUGGAGUUCUUCCCCGAAGAACUGGCCAGUAACAGUGUUGCGUCUCUCCUCAGCGACUCGGCACUGUUGGCCCGCCGAGAGCAGCGGCGCGAGCAGUACCGGCAGGUCCGCGAGCACAUGCGCCGCGAUGACGGCAUCAUGCAGGCCUGCGGCUGGAGCGUGCCAUCCCGCUUCAAACCGCCCGGCGGUCAGACCGACAGCGCUCAGGAAUCUCCGCUGAAGAGGCCACAGACCACUGUGGAGAAAGAGGACAACCGCAUGAAGAAUGUCCCGGUGCCGGUGUACUGUCGUCCUCUGGUAGAGAAGGACCCCAACAGGAAGUUGUGGUGUGCAGCGGGGGUGGACCUGACGGGGUGGAGGGCCACCGGCCAGGAGUUGGUGCCGGCCAAAGCACCGUCGGGCGGCAGCGACCCGCUGCACGCCGAGGAGAACGGAGCCGGCAAGAAGAGCAGCCACAGCUCGCCGGAGAAGAGGAAGUCAAAGGAGCUGCAGGAGACGGACGCCAUGAACAGUCGAGUGUGGAUCCUCACCAGCACCCACUCGGCCAGCAAGGUGGUCAUCAUCGACGCCAACCAGCCGGGCUCACUGGUCGACCAGUUCAACGUCUGCAACGCUCACGUGCUCUGCAUCUCCAGCGUUCCAGCUGCCAGCGAGAGCGACUACCCAGCGGGAGAGAUCGUGUUGGACCCGGGUGACGGAGGAGCAGGAGGUGGAGGCGACGACGCCGGCAGUGUGGAGGGCAUGUUGGCCGGCAUCACUCUCGUCGGCUGCGCCACCAACUGCAGCGUUGCCCGUAGCAACUGCUCCUCGCGCACGGACACGCCCAUACUGGACAAAGGACAAGCUCCCAGUGCUCCCAUCAUGAACGGGAAGAUCCACCCGGCCCAGUCGGCCGAGGAGGCCACGGAGGCCACCGAGGUGCCCGAGUCCACGGCCAGCAACGCAGAGCUGAGAUCUGGGCCCCCGGGACCCUUCACGGAGCACGUGUUCACCGACCCCCAGCCUCGUCUACCGGACGCCUCCGACAGAAGUCAGUCCAAAGAGGAAACAUCUCAGCCUGCGGAGUCGGAGGACGGAGGUGAAGAGAGCAAGAACUACACCAGCGUGGCCCCCACCAUGUGGCUCGGCGCCCAGAACGGCUGGCUCUACGUCCACUCGGCAGUUGGAAACUGGAAGAAGUGCCUCCACUCCAUCAAGCUCAAAGACUCGGUGCUCAGCCUGGUACACGUGAAAGGCCGCGUGCUGGUUGCCCUCGCCGACGGGACGCUCGCCAUAUUCCACAGAUCAGAGGAUGGCCAGUGGGAUUUGUCCAACUACCACCUCAUGGACCUCGGUCGGCCCCACCACUCCAUCCGCUGCAUGGCUGUCGUGCAUGACAAGGUUUGGUGCGGCUACAAGAACAAGAUCCACGUCAUCCAGCCCAAGAGCAUGCAGAUCGAGAAGUCCUUCGACGCCCACCCUCGCAGGGAGAGUCAGGUGCGGCAGCUGGCGUGGAUCGGUGACGGUGUCUGGGUGUCGAUCCGGCUGGACUCCACCCUGCGACUCUACCACGCGCACACGCACCAGCACCUGCAGGACGUGGACAUCGAGCCCUACGUCAGCAAGAUGCUGGGCACCGGCAAGCUGGGCUUCUCUUUCGUGAGAAUUACCGCUCUGCUGAUUGGUGGGAAUCGUCUGUGGGUGGGAACUGGAAACGGCGUGAUCAUCUCCAUCCCACUGACCGAGACAGUGGUCCUUCACCGGGGACAGCUCCUUGGUUUGAGGGCCAACAAGGUGUCUCCCACGUCGUCCAGUGGAGUGAUCCAUGUGUACGGGGACGACGGCUCUGAGAAGAGCACCGGCAGCUUCAUCCCUUACUGCUCCAUGGCACAAGCCCAGCUCUGUUUCCAUGGACACCGCGAUGCCGUCAAGUUCUUUGUGUCUGUACCCGGCAACGUUCUGGCCACGUUGAACGGCAGCGUGCUGGACAGUCCGUCGGAGGGUCAGGGGUCAACCGCGCCCCAGGAGACGGAGGCCCAGAGCGUUCACAACGUGUUGGUGCUGAGUGGAGGGGAGGGCUACAUCGACUUCCGUAUAGGAGACGGAGAGGACGAUGAGACGGAGGAAGGAGACAGCGGUGGAACCUCGCAGGUCAAACCCGCGUUGUGUAAAGCCGAGCGAAGCCAUAUCAUCGUCUGGCAGGUGUCUUACAUACCCGAGUGACCCCUGGAUCUGCUGUAACACCCGCUCAUCUCCUUAACGAAAUCCCUUCCUGCCCCCCAAAAAAGCUUCCAGCCAGCCAAACCUUGUAAUUAUCCCUGGUGCUGUAAAAGUUCCCCCAAGGCUCUGAAAACGACCCCUCAAAGCCGCGCACUGACCCGUGUAACUAUUACGUCCCCCCCCCCGCCCCGUCACCGUGUAACUUUAACGCCUUGUAAGUACCUCCUCCGAUGUAGUAUCUGCCUGCCAUCCUGUUCCUGUCCCACCCGGGGCCUUGUAACUAUCUUCAUGAAGCCUUGUAACCCGGCCUCAUAACUACCUCCCUCCUCUGUAUCGCUCUUAUAUUCACACUGUAUCUCCUCCUCUAUUUACCUGGAUUGUCCUGCAUCUGCCCCAGAGUUACUCCUCUUCUUCCUCCACUUAAGUUUGUCAGCUGUGAAGCCUCCACUUCCUCUUGUUGCGAAGCCCAGGGCCGCAUCAUUAUCGUACCAAUAACUAAAAAAAAAAAACUAAAAGAAAGGUACAGAAAUAUGAAUAAAAACGCAGACUUGCAUUCCCACCUGGAAUCAGAUUUCUUGUUCUAACCGCCAAUCAGAAAGCCUUGAUUGAUAACGCCAUCGUAUGUUCAAGUGGGUUUUCGGGGGAUGAGGCGUUUACAGGCCGGCAGGCUUCGACGGCGUGUGAGAGGGAGGACAGAUGGAGGCGGCGUACGGAAGUCCUGUUUUGGCUUUAACGUUCUAGCGUACAGCAAACGCGUUCGGAUCACAUUUUACAACAACAGCAUGGAAGGUCCAAAUUUAAUUUCAAGACAAAAGUUUGGGCCCUUUUUUUGUCUGUUACUCUAAAAUAUUUUGCAUCCAAUGUUGCCUAUUUAAAGAGGCUCGAUCAAUGACUUUCUACCCGGAUUAAAGAAAACCCCUCGUGAGGACGAGACGACAGACAGGAAUCAUCUGGCGACUGAUGUGAAUCAAAGAGUCAGGCGCACAGCUGGAAAAGCAGUCAAAGGGGUGUUUUUGUUUGACCUGUCGAGGGUCUCAUCCGACAACAUGUAAAGCAGAUGAUGAGCAGUGAUGUGUUGUCAUUGUGUGUACAGGGAUUAUUGUAAAGGUCCAGAGACACUGAAGCCCAUCCUCUCUGUUCAGUGUGACUUUCAUGCAUUGAUCUCUUAUUUGUGUGGAUUAAAUAUUAAACAUAUUUGUGUGCUGACGAAA